GUUUUGAUGAGCAAAAUUGCCAUAAUAGGUUUGGAUUUUGCCCAGUUUAUUUUAGUUAGUUGAUUUGAUUUUAUAGAAAGUUUGCUAAUACUAGGAAUAACCAAAAGCCAACUUCCAACAGUUUGAAUAAUAUGAUGGACACCAAAAAUGCAGCUGGAGAUAGUAAUGAUGGUUCCAUAGAUAAAACCAAAUUAAUUGUUAAUUACAUACCACCACAAGCCACUGAAGGUGAACUGUCCCAAAUAUUUUCAAUUAUUGCAAAACCAGAAGAUGUAAAACUUAUGAAAGACUUUAAGACUGGUCACAGUUUAGGAUUUGGUUUUGUUAAAUAUUCCACUGAAGAAGAAGCAGCCAAAGCAAUUGAAGUUCUAAAUGGAUAUAAUUUGAUGAAUAAGAGGUUAAAAGUCGCUUACUCACGCCCAGCAGGACCAGGCACGAAAGAUUCAAAUCUGUACAUUACAAAUCUCCCAAAAAAAAUUACUGAAGAAGAAAUAGAUAACAUAUUUAGUAAAUACGGUAAAAUUGUACAAAGAACGCUGUUAAAAGAUAAAAAUACUGGAAUGGCAAAGGGAGUUGCUUUUGUAAGAUUUGCUAGGAGCGACGAAGCACAGGCGGCGAUCUCUGGCUUGAAUGGAACAACGUUGGACAAUUCGGCUCUACCUCUUAAGAUAAAAGUAAAUGACGAUCAGGGACGACAGAAACCACAGUAUAUGGAUGUGUGGGAUCCGAUGGGUUUUUAUAAAGAAUCUGAAGACUCAUUUGCGUUUCGAGACGAUGGUCCUAACUUAGAAGAAAUUCUUAUUGCUGAAGUGUCAUAUAGAAGACCCCUCUGGGACUUGUCAAUUCACUCGUCGAAAAUGGAGAUUGAAAAUCUUUGGGAGCAGAUCUAUCGUGUAUUUAAGAAAAAAUAUUCGAUUAGUUUUCUUACUAAUAUGUGGUCUCAUCUUAGAAAUAACUAUAUGCACGAGAAGAGAUCAUUUCGAUAUUACCAUCAAAUGAAAUUUUUGGAUCAUUUUGAUCCCCUAAGUGGAUCUAGUAGAAGACCUACAGGAACUCCUUUAACAAAAAAAUUUAAAACUGAGGACAUCGCACCUUCAACUGACGGCGUUGAUGCAUUUUUGCUGCUGUUGGGAGAAAAUUUACGUAAAUUGCCUGCUGGAAAGAGAACUAUGUUACAGUUUAGAAUUGUAGAAUUACUUAAAGAUCAGGACUCGGAUAGAUCAGAUUAGUUUUUUAUAUAUGUCGGUCUAUCCUAAAUAAAAUCUUCCUUAAUAAUUUUCGUUCAGUCUUUUCUAUCCGUCGUCUUUCUUCGCCAUCAUAUCUUUUUCCAUGUUAUCAAUGAAUCUUUUUAUGGGUUCUGAACUUCGUCAAUGUCCAAAGGUUUUAUCAAGGAGAAUUUUUCUUGCUGGAUUAUUUUCCUUCAUCAACAUUACACGUCCUACCCACCUCAGACGUCGAAUUUUAUUGUGUUUGGUGAUACCUCCUGGUUCGUGGUAUAUUCUCUAAAGUUCCACACACCACCGUCUUUCACUGUUCUAUAAAUUCUCCUCAGUAUGUUUAACUGUAUUCAAAAUCAAGUCUCAGAUUCGUGUGUUAGGACUGAGCGUAUUAUUGUUUUGUAAAGCUUUUGUAUUUCUUGAUAGGAUUUGAAAAGGAAUUGUGCCCAAAAUAGCACCAAUGAGUUAUACAAAUUCUUUAACUGACUGGAUGGCGUUAUCUGCUACAGUGUUUCGCACAGCAAAAACUUUUAAAAAGCACUAUGAUACAAAAAAUUUCAUAUGGAAUACAUUCUUAUGAAGAAUGUCUUUAAUUGAUAUUUAGUUAUAUUUUUAAAAAUUGUUUAAAAGUUGUUGUAAAUAUUGAGUUUAAUAUUAACUAAUGCAGUUUUUGAGCUAAGCUAUCCUUUUAUCCAAAUUCGGACUAAUAACUUUUUUUGCAAAAAACAGCCCAUGCAAGUUAUUUCGUACUUGGUAUCUGAAAUAAACAAACAAUAAAAAAUAAUUUCCUAGAUCUACUACAAUGUAGCUCGUAGUGUGAAGGUGAAUCUACACGGAUACACAUGCGAUGGCCUCUAGUUAGAACAUGAGGACAUCAGAAAAGGAGUCUGGGUAUAUAUAUGAUCAGUCUACAACACUGCUGAUCCCUCCC
Messenger RNA from Diabrotica balteata, 2148 nucleotides. Lineage: Eukaryota; Metazoa; Arthropoda; Insecta; Coleoptera; Chrysomelidae. The record is from the annotation of a GenBank genome assembly.